AUGUCCAGACUCCCAGAACUUCCACAGGCGAUCUACAAGAUUGCUGCCGCCCACAGCUCCUUGGAGCCCGCGUUCGAUCCUGAUUAUGGUGAUUCCAAGUGGAUGGAGGCGAUUGGACGGAUGGUUCUUCCAGCUGUGAUCGCGGAGGUGAUCUCAACCAAGAGACCUCUGGCUGAGAAUAUCAAGGGCGAGGUUGAUAAACGUCUUGAAUCAGAUACACUCGCGGAGUGGUGCACGCAAUGUGAACUGCGUGCACAUGUACACUGUGUUCCCACCUUCAAAGAGAGCCUGAAUGAUCCUGACGUUUCUUGCGACAUCCUCUAUACCUUUGUCGGCGCAGUGCACGCAGCCUCCGGUGUAGAUGGAGUGAGAUCAUGGCUGGGUAGACUGAUUGACCCGGCAUACGAAGAGAAUAACGAGAACGCGUUUAAACGGGCCAAAAUCGAACCCAUGACGAAUGGCUUCUCGUCACAGCCACCGCCGCCUACAUCUCAACCACCGCCGCCGCCUACGAGUGCCCCGCCACCGGUACCUUCUGGACCAUCGAACAGCAGUGUAUCGCUCUCCUAUCUCAAUCAGGUAGCCUCCCAGCGUAGGAUCAAUGUGGCGUGGAACACUAACAUGAGUGGACCCUCUCACAACCCUCAAUGGACCGCCGAAUGCGUCUUGAAUGGCAUUGUCAAGGGCACUGGCAUAGCCCAAAGCAAGCAAGCGGCCAAAGAGCAAGCCGCUCGUAGCACCGUGCACAUGAUGGGUUUUUGA
Messenger RNA from Peniophora sp. CBMAI 1063, 762 nucleotides. Lineage: Eukaryota; Fungi; Basidiomycota; Agaricomycetes; Russulales; Peniophoraceae. The record is from the annotation of a GenBank genome assembly.